AUGGCUUCUAUGUCACCAUGUACGAUUGAACAGGAUGUGCUUGAUGCAAUGAAAAAAUUUCGCCGGUUAUCGAACAAAUCGACUAUGGCAAUAUUAUUACGAUGUGAUAUGAAAACAAAUCAAGUUGUAAUCGACAAAGAAUUCAAGGACCUGAGUGUUGAAGCAUUAAUUGACGAAUUGCCAAGUCGUGAACCUCGUUUCAUUUUGCAUAGUCAUGAAUUAAAACAUGCCGAUGGCCGAAUUCAAUAUCCGCUCAAUUUAAUUUUAUAUAUUCCUGAUGGGUGUGGAACAAAUAAUCGUUUUACAUAUGCAUCAACAGCAAAUUCCGUUUCAGCUGCAUCAGGCAUCACUCGCAUAAUCGAAUUGCGUGAAGACAUAUCACCUGAAUGGCUCAGUAAAGAAUUACAGAAAACGUAUUAA
Rotaria socialis is the source of this 420-nucleotide messenger RNA. The record is from the annotation of a GenBank genome assembly. NCBI's taxonomy places the organism in Eukaryota, Metazoa, Rotifera, Eurotatoria, Philodinida, Philodinidae.